Messenger RNA from Necator americanus (New World hookworm), 729 nucleotides. RefSeq lists its product as uncharacterized. The record is from RefSeq and is a predicted model, not a curated record. The transcript has a single exon. Bases 1 to 729 code for a protein of 242 amino acids. Gene Ontology annotation, biological process: regulation of translational fidelity. Gene Ontology annotation, cellular component: cytoplasm. Lineage: Eukaryota; Metazoa; Nematoda; Chromadorea; Rhabditida; Ancylostomatidae. Gene Ontology annotation, molecular function: nucleotidyltransferase activity; double-stranded RNA binding; tRNA binding.
AUGUUAUUUGCGCUAUUUUCAGAACUGACUGCUCGGAUUCGGAACAUGACGAUUGAAGCUUUGGCGAGCCUUACUAGAGUGCUACGCAUCACCCCGGAAUCGUUCGAGGAGAUCGUGGAAACGGCAGCCGAAGUGCUCCUUCGUGGCGGUGUUGUCGCGCUUCCAACGGACACACUCUAUGGCGUAUCGACACUCAUCGAACACUCCGAUAAACUAUACGCGCUGAAGAGGCGUCAGAGGGAGAAGCCGCUCGGUUUGUUUCUUGCUGAUCCUGCACAUAUUCCACUGUGGGCACGCUUGACCAUUUCGCCACAACUCGCACGACAGCUUUUACCUGGUCCGGUCACGUUAAUACUGGAUCGGUUGCCCUCGUUACCUCGAAGCUUCAACCCAGACACAGAGAAUGUGGGCGUGCGGGUCCCAGAUUCGUUAUUAGUGCGAACUCUUUGUGCUCGCCUUGGUCGACCGCUCGCUCAAACUUCUGCGAACGUGAGCGGGUCGCCUGUGAAUCCCACACGUGUUGAUGAUUUCUGUGAUUUGAUGGGUCAGAUCGAUCUUGUGCUCGAUGGAGGAGUCAUCGGAAAUCCAUCGAACGAAGAGACAACAAGCACUGAGGGCAGUACGAUAGUGGAUCUUACGAAAGACAAUUUCUAUCGCAUUGUGCGAGAGGGCUGUGCUCUAAAGCGCACGGAAGAAAUACUCAGGACAGCUGGACUUCGCCCGCUCUGA